AUGUCAGUCGCAAAGCGGCAAGAGGAGACGAGAGACGAGAGACGAGAGAGCGCCGCUAGCAACCGAGCACAAAUGGUAAACGAGGACGAGGCCAAGGCAGGGCCUGCAGAAGGCCAAAAGUAUGGCAAUGAUAAGAAAUACCAUGGACAAAGGGGCGCAGAAUGGGGCAACUUUCGGAGAGGGUGCGGCCGGAAUUUGCCAUGCCGUGGCAUGUCGGUCGGUCUUGCCAUUUAA
This is a messenger RNA of Sporothrix schenckii 1099-18, 234 nucleotides long. RefSeq lists its product as uncharacterized. The coding region runs from base 1 to 234 and encodes 77 amino acids. Lineage: Eukaryota; Fungi; Ascomycota; Sordariomycetes; Ophiostomatales; Ophiostomataceae. The transcript has a single exon. The record is from RefSeq and is a predicted model, not a curated record.